UUCAAAUCGGGCGCUCACAAGUGAAACCGAUCAACUAUCUUCUCCGCAUUGUUCUUCCUCCCGCCAUCGAUCAUUCAUCGGCGACUCGUUCUCGUCUUCGAAGUUCUUCACUGCUCGAUUGAGAGCCUUUACGAGGUUGAUUAUCCGUCGAGGAACUCUACACAGGCUCUACAAAAUGUAUUUUGAUGGGUAUGGAUAUCGUGGAACCUCAUUUGAGCAAAGAUAUCAAUGCUUCUCUGCAUCAUUUAUUGAUAAGCCACACGUUGAAACUGGAGACAGAAUUAUAAUGCCUCCAUCAGCCCUUGAUCGCCUUGCAUCUUUACAAAUUGAUUAUCCAAUGUUAUUUGAGGUUCGAAAUGAUGCUGUUGAGCGAGUCUCUCAUUGUGGGGUUUUGGAGUUCGUUGCAGAAGAAGGCAUGAUUUACAUGCCUUAUUGGAUGAUGGAGAACAUGCUUUUGCAAGAAGGAGACUUGGUGCAUGUGAAGAAUGUCACUCUUCCAAAGGGAACUUAUGUUAAAUUACAACCUCACACAAAGGACUUUUUGGAUAUCUCCAAUCCAAAAGCAAUCUUAGAGACAACACUUAGGAAUUUCUCCUGCCUCACCACCGGAGACAGUAUUAUGGUGGCAUAUAACAACAAGAAAUAUUACAUUGACAUAGUCGAAACAAGGCCAUCCAAUGCAAUAAGUAUCAUUGAGACAGAUUGUGAGGUGGAUUUUGCACCUCCCCUGGAUUACAAGGAACCGGAGAAGCCUGUUGCACCAACCAAGGGGAAGGAGCAAGCAGUUGCAGAGGCGAUAGAACCAGAAGCUGAGCCCAAAUUUGUCGCUUUCACCGGAACAGGAAGACGUUUGGAUGGUAAAUCUUCAAAUCACCAGCCGCAGCCAAUUUCAUCGGCUAGACCAUCUGAUGUGAAGCAAUCGGGCGGUAGUAGCAGCAGCAGAUAUGGCCAUUCACAACAGUCUGCUGGGUCUAGCUCAGUGAACGGAACUCGUCGGUCUCAUGGAAAGUUGGUAUUUGGACACAAUGCUCAUCGAAAUCCUAAAGAAAAUCCAAAGGAGGCCUCGAAAGAGAGUAAACAAGAGCAGCCUGGAAAGGAAGAGCCCAAAUUUCAGGCCUUCUCUGGAAAAAGAUACAAACUUUCUAAUUGAAGAAAAUAAACAAUUUGAAAGCUUAGAGAGGCAUAAAACGGGAGAUUUGUUAUUAAAGAAAAGUAGUAGGGAUAUUAUUAAGAAUCUCACCACAGAAGCUC
Messenger RNA from Cucurbita pepo subsp. pepo (vegetable marrow), 1251 nucleotides. RefSeq names its product ubiquitin fusion degradation protein 1 C. Gene Ontology annotation, biological process: ubiquitin-dependent protein catabolic process; ERAD pathway. NCBI's taxonomy places the organism in Eukaryota, Viridiplantae, Streptophyta, Magnoliopsida, Cucurbitales, Cucurbitaceae. Gene Ontology annotation, cellular component: VCP-NPL4-UFD1 AAA ATPase complex. The record is from RefSeq and is a predicted model, not a curated record. Gene Ontology annotation, molecular function: polyubiquitin modification-dependent protein binding.